AUGUUCCUGAGAAUUCUUCUCAGCGGGCCUCAUGUCCACAACCCCUUCAUACUGAAGCAAGAAAUUGAAAAUCUAUAUACCCGCGUGUUCGAGCUACGCGAUGCUUCCAACACGCACUCGAGCCAUGACCUUUUCCGCGCGUUCAUGAUUAUGGCCAUUGGAUCCGUUACCCUUUACAGAAGAGGGCUUUAUGGGUCGCAUCCGUUUGGGUUCUACACUGCAGCCAUGCGGUAUUUUGAUGACAAGUUCUUAGGCAAUGGUAUUGAAGCCAUCCAAGAUCUUCUUCUCAUCGGGAGGUUUGGCAUUUAUUACCACAUCGGAACGUCGAUAUGGGAGAUAACACACCUGUGUAUCCGGAUGUGCAUCGAGCAUGGGCUCCACAAGGGAUCCUCGGGCCAUUCCGAUCUUCUUGGAGAACAGCUGCGGCGGCGUGUCUUCUGGGAGUGUUACAUGAUUGACCGAUACAGCUCCAACACGUUGCACAGGCCCUUUUCAAUUGCGGAACGAGACAUUACCACUGGAUUUCCCGCAGAUGCCAAUGACGAAACCAUUGUAGCCGCUCAGCAAAUAUUCCCCGAUCUCAACACAUUCAAAGCGGCGCAUACGCCUUCCGGACUUUCUGAGAUGUCCGUGUUCUUCUUGUGCAUCCGGCUGCGGCAGAUCGUAUCGCGCAUCCACUCUGAAUUCUCCAAGCUUGCAGAGACAACCAAACGCAACGGCUUCGAGACAUUUCUGUUGACAGGGAAGAUCUGCCAGACAGUAGACGGAUUUUUCCGGGACCUAGACGAGUGGAGGGCUGGUGCACCAUUGAUUCAGGCUCCAAGGUCACUGUAUGAGUCUCAAGACUGGUUCGACCUCUUGCACUUCCGGGAGCGGCUCAUUCUCGUACGAAAGGCGGUCGACUUUGUGCCAAAGCGGAACGGAAUUCCUCCAGCUCACCUCCUCAACCAAUGCCUUGAAUGUGCAACGAGUACUAUACGGCUCUACAGCAGGCUUUUCCAGCAAGGCAGCAUCACGUAUACCAGGAGCUACUUCCAGAUGAUAUUCACAGCUGGUCUUUCGGUCAUGUUCUGCGUCACGGCUUCGAAGGAGCUGAGACAGCCGCCUGUUCAAGAAACUCUGAGGCUCUGCGGAGAGACGCUGCGCACAAUGGCGGCGAAGCUGCCUGAUGCAAUGCAUUACGUUGCUGUCUACGAGGCGUUGCACCGGAAUGUGGAGAGGAAGUGGAAUCUAGUCUCGCUGCGUCCCUCUCCUACGCCUCAUGCAGCCGAUGUGGGUAGAGAUCCGCCGGCUCUGGACCUGGAGGCACUCGGCGCACCAGGCCCGUCCGUGAUAGCAACACAUCAGCCGGAGCUGCCCUUGGAUAUGCAGAUGGCCCCGAGGCACAAUCACACCGGCCAUUUGGGCUUUUCUCAUGAUCAGCCACAAGAAGAAUGGUUCGCGUUGGCCCAAGAUGGAAGCGAAGGGCUGCAGCAGGAUGCCUUCCUGGCCGACGAUCCUCUGCAAUGGGGGUUCCUGAACGAUGACAUAUUCUGGAACAUGGAGGCCGGGCUGGGCGAGUACGCAUACGGCCACGCCGAUCCAAGCAUCGCAAGAGCAUUCGAUUUUUCUGAUCUAUAG
This is a messenger RNA of Lasiodiplodia theobromae, 1620 nucleotides long. RefSeq lists its product as uncharacterized. Bases 1 to 1620 code for a protein of 539 amino acids. Lineage: Eukaryota; Fungi; Ascomycota; Dothideomycetes; Botryosphaeriales; Botryosphaeriaceae. Gene Ontology annotation, molecular function: sequence-specific DNA binding; zinc ion binding; DNA-binding transcription factor activity, RNA polymerase II-specific. The record is from RefSeq and is a predicted model, not a curated record. The transcript is spliced from 3 exons. Gene Ontology annotation, biological process: positive regulation of transcription by RNA polymerase II; DNA-templated transcription.